Messenger RNA from Solanum stenotomum, 640 nucleotides. Its product is annotated as peroxidase 59-like. Gene Ontology annotation, molecular function: heme binding; peroxidase activity. NCBI's taxonomy places the organism in Eukaryota, Viridiplantae, Streptophyta, Magnoliopsida, Solanales, Solanaceae. The transcript has 3 exons. Gene Ontology annotation, biological process: response to oxidative stress. Bases 56 to 640 code for a protein of 194 amino acids. The record is from RefSeq and is a predicted model, not a curated record.
UUCAAUCGUUCUGAGUAAAAAAAAAAAACAAUUGUCAAGAGUCGAUAAUAAAAUCAUGAAGACUAGACCUUGUAAUUUUAUUUUAUAUUUCCAAAUUGUGACUUUCUUGGUGUUAUUUGUAGGUGUGAACUCUCAAUUAACACCAAAUUUUUACUUAAAAACAUGUCCAAAUCUUCUUAGAGUUGUUCGUAAAGAAGUUCAAAGUGCAAUCAAGAGUGAAAUAAGAAUCGCUGCUUCUUUGCUUCGUCUUCACUUCCAUGAUUGCUUUGUCAAUGGUUGUGAUGCAUCAUUGUUGUUGGAUGGAAAUAGUAGUACAAGUGAGAAGUUUACUCCAGGAAAUUUGAACUCAGCAAGAGGAUAUGAAGUGAUAGACAAUAUAAAAACUGUUGUUGAGAAUACAUGUAGUGGAGUUGUUUCUUGUGCAGAUAUAUUAGCUAUAGCUGCAAGAGACUCAGUGUUAUUGAGUGGAGGGCCAUUUUGGAAGGUGUCAUUAGGGAGAAGAGAUGGAUUAGUUGCUAAUUUUUCUGGAUCAAGUAAUGGACUUCCAGCACCAUUUGAUAAUCUUAAUACAAUUAUUUCUAAAUUCCAGGAUGUUGGAUUAAACUUAACAGAUGUUGUGAGCUUAUCAGGUAAUAUUUAA